AUGGGAAAGUUAUCAAUUUACAAAACGUUAUUUAACAUGCAAAAAUAUGCAGCUGUUACAAAUCGACUGUUCACUGGAAAUCAUAGAACAGAAUCAUCAAGGAAACAGUAUUCUGAUCAAUUACUACAUUUUAUUAAGCAGAAAAUUAAUCUGAAUGGACCAAUGAGUGUUGCUGAAUAUAUGCGUUUAACAGCUUCAUCACCUAUUGGUGGCUAUUAUUCGCGUCAUGGUAGUAAAAUAUUUGGUGAGAAAGGUGACUUUAUCACGGCUCCCGAGCUAACACAAAUGUUCGGUGAGCUUAUUGGUAUAUGGUGCUACUACGAACUCAUUAAUACUGGGCACAGUGAAGAAUGGCAGUUAGUGGAAAAUGGUCCUGGUACAGGACAGCUGAUGUCUGAUAUCACACGAACUUUGAGACGACUUAAAGUAACGAAAGGAUCUAUUCAUCUUGUUGAAACAUCUGAUGCUUUGUUGGAUCAACAAGAAUCUCUGCUUUGUGAACAUCCAUCGCAGUUCAUUGAUGGAAAAUCUUAUGUUCGGUGCAAUGUGACAAAAAAUGGUUUUCCGAUAUACUGGUAUCGUAAUGUUGAUGACAUUCCUGCUCAAUUUUCUAUAUUCAUAAGCAACGAAUUUUUGGAUGCAUUACCAGUAAAUCAAUUUAAAAGAGAUGACGAGGGCAAAUGGCAUGAAGUAUAUGUAAAUUUGAAUAAGGACGACAAACUUUGUUUUAUGCUGUCGAAAUCCGAAAACUUGCAUACCUUUGGUUUAUUACCGAAAAAAAUUCGUGAAGAUUUAUCAAUCAAAGAGUGGGAGAUUAGCAUUGAUGCUGGUACUUAUGUUAAUCAGGUUACUGACAGUAUUACGAAAUUUGGUGGUUUUGUAUUGAUAGUAGAUUAUGGACAUAAUGGUACAAGAAAAGAUUUGUCCUUGCGAGCUUACAAAGGUCAUCAGAUUGUACAUCCUUUGGAAAAUCCUGGAGAACAUGAUAUAACUGCCGAUGUCAAUUUUGGAUAUUUGAAAAGUCUUGUUGAAGACCGAACAUUGGUUUUUGGACCAAUUGAACAGCGAGAAUUUUUUGCUCAAAUGGGAAUUGGAUUAAGACUGCAAAGACUGUUGACAUGUUGUAAAACAGAAGAAGAUAAACAAAAUUUGCUCAAAUCAUGUGAAAUACUAUUGAGUGAAAAAGGUAUGGGUGAGCGAUUCAAAGUGAUGAGUAUAUUUCCCAAAACACUAGAAAAUAUUUUAAGCCAGCGUAAAGGACCAGCUGGUUUUGCAGUUAUAUGA
Brugia malayi is the source of this 1284-nucleotide messenger RNA. RefSeq lists its product as hypothetical. NCBI's taxonomy places the organism in Eukaryota, Metazoa, Nematoda, Chromadorea, Rhabditida, Onchocercidae. The transcript is spliced from 8 exons. Gene Ontology annotation, cellular component: mitochondrion. The record is from RefSeq and is a predicted model, not a curated record. Gene Ontology annotation, molecular function: protein-arginine omega-N symmetric methyltransferase activity. Gene Ontology annotation, biological process: mitochondrial respiratory chain complex I assembly. The coding region runs from base 1 to 1284 and encodes 427 amino acids.